Molecule: messenger RNA, 1761 nt
Organism: Vanessa atalanta (red admiral)
Lineage: Eukaryota; Metazoa; Arthropoda; Insecta; Lepidoptera; Nymphalidae
Gene: imd
Exons: 4
Coding region: 111-857 (248 amino acids)
Biological process (GO): signal transduction
Molecular function (GO): protein binding
Source: RefSeq, a predicted model, not a curated record
UCAAGUUUCAAUAACAUAUUAUCAAAGAGUACUUGCGUCACUCCUGGGAUUUUUAUUGUCCUUCUUUUGGUGCUAUUUACCGUCCUGAUUGAACAAAGACUUUAUUAAAAAUGACUAGCAAAUUUAGUGCAAAAAUAUUUGAAAUGUUUCGAAAUCUUAAAUCCGAUGCGGUACCUCGUCCACCGCGAAACACAACAGAACCAGAAACAGAAGCACAAAAUGAAAAUGUCGAUUACACCAAUCAGGAAGAAAUAUUUGUUGAGCAAGACGAUCGAAAAAAGAAAAAAAAGAAACCAAAGUAUCAAAAAUCUUUCUCAGAACCAUCUCCAGAAAAUAUUGAGUUUGCUGAAGAAGACGACCGACGAAGCAGUAAUGCAAGCAGCAAUGUAAAUACUCAAGCAAGUGGCAAUGUCAUUAAUAUUGUAAACUCCAAAAACGUACGCUGUGGGAAUGAGUUUGUAUACUACAUGGGACCAGUCCAUGGUCACACUGGCAAGUCAAAGACUACAAAAUCUGAAUCUGACGAUGAAGAGCCUAUUGAAAAAACUAAAGACAUCAUAUUACUCAUGGAGACCAAACACCAGGCUGAACAUGAGUAUAUAGAUUACAUAUCCAAGAAUCUGGGUAAAAACUGGCACAGUUUCUUCAGAAGAUUGGGAUACAAACAAGGACAGAUAGAAACAGCUGAAAUUGAUAUGGCAAAACACGGAGUUUCUGAAGCUCGUUAUAAGCUUCUAUUGGAUUGGAUACGGAAUGAUGAUGAUGGGACGCUAGGUCAAUUAGCAAAAAUUUUGUGGGAAGGAGGAGAACGACUAAUUGUCAAAGAGUUGGCGGAAAUGUACAAGAAGGAGAAGUGAUAAAAGAAGUUUAUUCAGUAUACAUUUAUAUAAGUUAAUAGAGAUACAUUAUAUUUUUUAUCUAUAUAAUUAUUUUUAGACAAUAAUACAUUAUGUAAUCAUAUGCAUUACAUGUAUAAUGCAUUUAAACUUUCAUAUUAAAUUUCAAACAUUUUUGACAAUAAUAUUGUAAUUAAUAACAAAUAGUUCAAUCAAAGUGGUUGUUUGUGUUUUUUGUAGGCUGAAGAUUUCAUGACAAAUCUGAUAGUGAUCAGUCGUUUUAAAUUACGAAUUGCAUUUAAAUUUGACAUUAUUUAGAAUUACACAAUAUUUGAUUGAUUUGAUGCGAUAUCAUUGAUCGAGAUGUUAGAUAAAAUCUAUGACAUUCAAUAUGAAUUUUUGAAAAAAAUGCGUUUUGUACGCCGACGAAGCUGUUAUCGGUUUUAAAUUAAAGUGGAUAUACAUAACUAGUUAAGUGGAAUAGUGUUGUAUUAUAUAUAAAGAUAUAUUAAUCAAGAACUGUAAGUAGUGCACAAUAUAGCUGCACUAUUAGCAAAUCGCAUGGAAUACGUUCAUUUAAAUUUUGCUUAUAUUCAUUCCUUAUAUUAGAUUCUUCGAUUAGAAUAGGCCAUAGACAAUGUGCCAAGUUUCGUGAUGAACGCAUAUUCCAAACAGACAUAUCAAGGUCAAUUUUAGAUAUAAGCGAUAGGGCAUUGGUUUUCCAGUUUAAAUUAAAUGCGCUCAAUUAAAUACUAUAGUAAGGAGUUUAUAAUUAAGAUAUUUUAGGUGCUUCUUAUAUUGGAUGUUAAUAUAACUUUAUAAUUGAUAAGUAAACAAUUUAAGGUUAUAUAUUACCUUUUUUGAUAUUGUUUUUAAAUUUAGAACAAAAAAAUAUUCUAUUAGUAAAGUCCUAUUGUGAUAUUAA